Messenger RNA from Nylanderia fulva, 2363 nucleotides. Lineage: Eukaryota; Metazoa; Arthropoda; Insecta; Hymenoptera; Formicidae. The record is from RefSeq and is a predicted model, not a curated record.
AUUACUGUAAAUUAUUGUUAUAAUUAUGGCUUGAAAUUGAUAAAGUAAGGUAAAGGAUUAAAAACAAACUUUACCAAAUGGUAUAAUUAAAUACUGGUUGUGUAUACACACACGUGACCACUACCACUACCUAACUUAUCUAACCUAACAUGACCUGACCUGACUUGGAUUUGGACAACAAUUAGGUAGUCAAACAAUCAUUAUGUUGACAAGAUACAUCUUUUAAUGACUGAUAAAUAAUAUAAACCAAUUUUUAUAUAGAGAACAUUUCUGUUCUAUGUUGUGUCUAAAAUAUAUUUUUAAUUUAUGUAAGAGGAAUACUGUCUAAAACAGCACAAGCAUGAAUUUACGAGAACCAAAGAAGAAAAAAAGAACAAAAUUGAAAUCACAAUUUCCAUUUCCCAUUCCAUUGGAUGAAACUCAAGAAUGGCCAGUGUAUACAGCACAUCUCACAGAUGUGGGAUCAUGCAUAAUCGAACCAAAAGAAAUCAGUGCAGUGCAUUCUAUGGGAUUUUUUGGUAAAGGAUCAUUAUCGCGCAGCUAUCCAUCUUUUGGUAAAGCAAGAUAUGGAACACCUCCAGUAGUUCGAAACAGACAGUGGCUUCAUAGGCAAGAAUGGCUGAAUGAAGUCAAGGAGUUGAAUUCUACCUCUUCCAAUUAUGAAGUGAAAAUCUGUGAUAUUGAAGAUGCUAAAACAAGUGCUCAAUGUGAAGAAGAAAAUAUCUCGAAUAGCAAGGAAGAAAAUAUUGGAGAUAUUAUUGAAAUUCCACUGAAUUGCAAUGAAAAUAAAGAAAUAAAUGAAGUCAAAGAUGACAUAGAAAUUGAUGAGGUUGUUCUUGAUUCUGCAGAGGAAGAUGACGUUUGUGUUAUUGUUAAUAAUCAAGAAUCUGACAAUAUAAAGAAUUCGCCAAAAACUCACGAUAAUAAAAACUCAGAAGAGAAAAAAGAAGAGGAAGAACUUUGUGAAUUAAACUAUUACGAUUUCAAAAGCGAUUGUGCGAAUGAGGACGAUAAUCAACAUGGAAAGCUGUUGGUUUUGCCGGACAGCGAUUCGGAUACCGAUAAUUAUUUGAAAGAUAUUAAGCCAAGAAUCGAAAACGAAGGUUUUCCGAUUCGAGAAGCUCUACAUCUUACUUUCGAGGAGACUUUUUUCCUCCUCUUUGGAUUGGGUUGCCUUCAAGUGAUUCACUUUGACGGCAGUCUAUUGGACAUUAAUAGUGCAUGGUUAUACUUUUGCAAGGAGAAACCAGAUUUUUUACAGAAAUAUGUGGUUUAUCAUUAUUAUAGGAGUAAAGGAUGGGUGGUCAAACCUGGCCUGAAAUACGGCGGCGACUUUUUGCUGUAUAAAGAAGGACCACCUUUCUUUCACGCUUCUUAUAUUGUCAUAGUCGAAGUAGCAGAUGCAGACUCCUUAAUAAUAGAUCCUCUUUCCAUGAGAUCUACAUGGAACAGUUUGUUUGGAUUGGAAAGGCUCUCCGAAACCGCUGCCAAGGAGAUACUCUUCGCACAAGUUUUAUGGCCAUCAUCGGUGCCUCAGGAUAUUAGUACGACUAGUCCUGAAAUACUUUCCGAAUUCACAGUUAGAGAAUUACUUUGGCGUCGAUGGAAUCCGAAACAACACCGUGAAGACGUUCCUACCGAAGAUGAGGAUUCAUGUUAAAGGUUUUUUAAAUAUUUUAUAUUUAAACAAUUUUUUUACGAUAAUAUUUCUCUCUAUUUUUAUCUAUAUUUUGUUUUCUAUAUCGACUUUUUUACUGCAUUGCGCGUAAUAUUGCACUUUAUAUACCUAUAUAUAUAUAUUUUUUUUUUUAACGAAAAGCUUAAAUGUAUAUAUACACGUUGCAUUAAAACGUAACAUGCGGAUUGCGUGUAAUCAUAUCUCAUCAUAUAAAAGUAAGAAAAGUUUCUUCUUAAAAUAAAUUCGCAAUUCUUCUCAAUCUCGCGAUAUAAUCGUAUGGGAGAUUUUCACAUCUUACAACAUGUCAUAGUAAUCAUCGAUUGUGUAUGCUCUAUAAUAAUGCAAUAAUAAUAUGUACUAUUUUUAUAAUACAAAAAAAAGAAUUGUGUAGAAGAUAUUACGACGUUCUCUCUAAAAUAAUAGAAAUAAUUUCUCGGUAUCUCAACUAUUAACGUUAAUAUUAAAAUACAAAAUUAUUACGCGAAUAUCGAGAAUUAUAUUUUUAGCAAUGAAAUAUCAGCAUACACGAUUGUGUGUGCUCUAUAAUAAUGCAAUAAUCAUAUGUAACAUGUAACAUUUUUAUAAUACAAAAAAGAAUUGUAUAGAUAUUACGACGUUCUCUCUAAAAUGAUUUCGGUAUCUCGACUGUUAGAUGUCAAUAUUAAAGUACAAAAUUAUUACGAAA